UCAAACGGAGCAGGUCAUGCAACAGUUAUUGUCCAAUGUACACUGAUCAUUCCACUUUCUACGGUGUACGUGACACGUAGCUUGUCAGUCAUGGCAGUGCCAAACCCUUAUGAUAAUCUUCUGAAAACAGUUGUUGUAAAUAGUAAAGAACGAAGUUAUUAUGACAUAUCAUCAUUUGGAAAGAAAUAUGAUCGAUUGCCGUUUUCAAUAAGAGUAUUGCUAGAAAGUGCAGUAAGAAAUUGCGAUGGAUUCCAAGUCAAAGACCAAGACGUCCAAAAGAUUCUUGACUGGGAGACGAACCAGGCAAGCGAUGACGUCGAGGUAGCAUUCAAGCCAGCCCGAGUAAUUUUGCAAGACCUGACUGGAGUUCCAGCGGUCGUUGAUUUUGCAGCAAUGCGAGAUUGCGUUAAAAGAUUAGACGGAGACCCGAAUAAAAUAAAUCCAAUUUGUCCUUCGGACCUGGUCAUCGAUCACUCGAUCCAAGUCGACUUUGUCCGCAGCGGAGACGCCUUGAAGAAAAAUGAAGACCUGGAAUUUGAACGUAACAAGGAGAGAUUUUUGUUUUUGAAGUGGGGAGCUAAGGCUCUGAAAAACAUGCUAAUAGUCCCUCCAGGAAGUGGAAUUGUACAUCAAGUUAAUUUGGAGUACUUGGCACGUGUUGUUUUCGAUUCGGAUAAUCUUCUUUAUCCGGAUAGCGUUGUUGGUGGAAUUGAAGCUGAGGCUGUUAUGCUGGGCCAAGCUGUUUCAAUGUUGCUACCCAAAGUCAUAGGAUACAAACUCGUAGGCACUCUAAACCAAUAUGUCACCUCCACAGAUCUUGUACUAACCAUCACUAAAAAUUUAAGACAGCUGGGUGUUGUUGGAAAAUUUGUUGAAUUUUACGGCCCAGGAGUGUCUGAAUUAAGCAUCGCAGAUCGUGCAACUAUUUCAAACAUGUGUCCAGAGUACGGUGCUACUGUUGGAUUCUUCCCGGUAGAUCAACAAAGUUUGAGCUAUUUAAGACAAACUGGUCGUUCCGAUGAACACAUAGAGCGUAUAGAAAAAUAUUUAAGUGCUGUAAAAAUGUUAAGAGAUUACAGCAAUGAAUUACAAGACCCCAUAUUUUCUGAAACAGUAACCUUGGACUUAGCGACGGUUGUAUCAAGUGUAAGCGGGCCAAAAAGACCCCACGAUCGUGUUUCAGUAUCAGAUAUGAAACAAGAUUUUAAUCAGUGUCUCACUAAUAAGAUUGGUUUUAAAGGAUACGGAUUAUCUCCAGAUAAAAUAAAAACUGAGGGUAAAUUUACAUUUGAAGGUCAAGAAUAUUCUCUAAAGCAUGGCUCAGUGGUAAUAGCAGCGAUAACAAGCUGUACAAACACGAGUAAUCCGAGUGUAAUGCUUGGCGCUGGUCUUCUAGCAAAAAACGCAGUGGAAGCAGGCUUGACCGUAGCGCCGUACAUAAAAACGUCUCUCUCACCAGGUUCCGGGGUAGUGACCUACUACCUCCGAGAAAGCGGAGUAAUUCCCGCGCUGACCGAGCUGGGUUUUGAGAUCGUCGGGUACGGAUGCAUGACAUGUAUCGGGAACAGCGGUCCGCUGGAAGACUCAAUCGCGGAGACGAUAGAGAAAAACGAGCUAGUGUGCUGCGGAGUUUUGUCGGGAAACCGCAACUUCGAAGGCAGAAUACACCCGAGUACCCGAGCUAAUUACUUAGCUUCACCAUUGCUCGUAAUAGCGUACGCGAUUGCAGGUACAGUGGACAUAGACUUUGAGACAGAGCCUCUAGGUCGCCGCGCCGACGGGUCUGGUGUCUUUUUGCGGGACAUUUGGCCAACGCGCGUUGAGAUCCAGGCGGUGGAGCAGCAGUACGUGAUACCUGCGAUGUUCAAGAGCGUUUAUAAUAAAAUAGAGAAAGGCAGCAAUCGCUGGGCGAGUCUCGUUGCACCAGAGGGUCAGCUUUAUCCUUGGAACGAAGACUCUACCUACAUUAAGCACCCUCCGUACUUUGAAAACCUUCAAAAGGACUUACCUGAGGCGAAAAAUAUUCAUAAAGCUAGAGUUUUACUUAAUCUUGGGGACUCGGUUACUACUGACCAUAUAAGUCCGGCUGGAAGCAUUGCUCGGAAUUCGCCAGCUGCUAGAUAUUUGGCUAAGCGAGGACUGACACCCAGAGAAUUUAAUUCUUAUGGAGCUAGACGAGGAAAUGAUGCCGUUAUGGUUCGAGGGACCUUUGCUAAUAUUCGUCUAGUCAAUAAGUUUAUUGGGAAACCUGGCCCGAAAACUCUCUACAUACCUAUCGGCAAAGAAUACGGAUCAGGAUCAUCAAGAGACUGGGCAGCCAAAGGUCCAUAUCUUCUUGGAAUUCGUGCAAUUAUUGCCGAGUCUUAUGAAAGAAUACACAGAUCAAACUUAGUCGGAAUGGGAAUCGUACCGCUUCAAUACUUGCCCGGACAGACCUCUGAAACUCUGGGUCUCACCGGAUUUGAAUUAUUUGAUAUAGACAUUCCUGCUAAUUGUCAGCCGCAUCAACAAAUUACAGUACGAACUGACACGGGGAAAAAGUUUGAUGUAAUUGUGAGAUUUGAUACUGAGGUUGACCUCACUUAUUUCAAACACGGCGGCAUCCUUAAUUAUAUGAUCAGAACUAUGAUU
Cotesia congregata is the source of this 2631-nucleotide messenger RNA. The record is from the annotation of a GenBank genome assembly. Lineage: Eukaryota; Metazoa; Arthropoda; Insecta; Hymenoptera; Braconidae.